Messenger RNA from Exophiala spinifera, 567 nucleotides. RefSeq lists its product as uncharacterized. Lineage: Eukaryota; Fungi; Ascomycota; Eurotiomycetes; Chaetothyriales; Herpotrichiellaceae. Gene Ontology annotation, cellular component: RNA polymerase III complex. Bases 1 to 567 code for a protein of 188 amino acids. The record is from RefSeq and is a predicted model, not a curated record. The transcript has 3 exons. Gene Ontology annotation, biological process: transcription initiation at RNA polymerase III promoter.
AUGAAGGUUCUCGAUCCUCAAGCCGCCCUUUUCACGACCGCGGAAGUCUACCAUUUCUUGGCCAGCAACCCACCCCGACCACAACAGAAGCAGACAGGGUCUUACCCGUCAGUGAACACAAAAGGAUAUCAGCAAGUUCGAGAUGAUUUUGAUCAUUACAUAUCGACUACGAGUCCGUACAUCAAGGACUACCCUGCGCCCGAGACCUUCGUCAAGGCAGUUGUACCGAAACUGAAGGCGUUUGGCUUGACCAAGACCGAGAUUUUCAACCUGAUCAAUCUAGGGGUUGGCCUGUCUACCGCCCAAUCUACACAAAAGUCCGUCGAGAAUUCCGAUGGCAUGGAUGUUGACGGCGACGGGGCCGGAGAAGAUGCCCCAGAAGAACCCGACUAUCGACAGAUGUUGUCGCUGAUCGUGGAAGAGUUGGAUGACAGAUUCUCGGGCGACGAAGGGGAAUCCAAGAUCCAGAAGAUAUUCGACACCAUGCGCAGCGAAUAUGAGCGGGCCAAGAAGGGCAAACCCGCCAAAGGGACAAAGGCCAAGGUGAAUGGCACAAAAUCGAAAUGA